ACGCUGUCUAUUCAGCCGAAAGACCUCUGUGUUGGAUCAGCCUGCUUGGAGUGGACAUGAGGGACACUGCCAGCAACAGUCCGUUAGACCAAGGUCGCCGGAGGCAGGAGAAAGCUCGCUUGACGCAGGUGACAGCUCGCAUGACGCAGGAAGAAGCUCGCCUGACGCAGGUGACAGCUCGCAUGACGCAGGUGACAGUUCGCAUGACGCAGGUGACAGAACGCUUGAGGCAGGUGACAGCUCGCUUGAGGCAGGUGACAGCACGUAAGACGCAGGAGGCAGCCGGCUUGAGGCAGGAGGCAGCCGGCUUGAGGCAGGAGUCGGCCGACUUGAGGCAGGAGUCAGCCGACUUGAGGCAAGAGGCAGCUUAUUUGACGCAGGAGGGAGUUCACUUGAUACAAGAGAGAGAUCCCUUGACGCAAGAGGCAGCUGGCGGAAAGCAGAGUCCAGCUUCCUCGGGGUAGAACGCCUGCCUCUUCCACAUCUACCCUGGGCCCCCAGGCAUCUACCCAGGGCCCAACAUGUUUCCUGGGCCCCCAGGCAUCUACCCAGGGCCAACAUGUUUCCUGGGCCCCCAGGCAUCUACCCAGGGCCCAACAUGUUUCCUGGGCCCCCAGGCAUCUACCCAGGGCCCAACAUCUACCCUGGCCCUCCGUCACCUUCCUCCAUUCAGCUAAGAUUGCCGAUCUCCAAGGCUAGCGAGGCUCCCAGACUGAUACCCAAGGACGUUCUAGGAAUCAAUGGCCCCGGGGCCUGGCCUCCACCUUCCCUAGUCCACAAAGUGUACGAUACGGUAUUCAGGUUUAGAUCCGCCUGGGGCUUUACCCCUUUGUGUAAUGUUGAAGAGGAGUUUGGGACUGGAGAAAUGUUGCUGUUGCCCAUUUGUAUAUAGGCCAGGAGUUUUGUAUAUCUAGUGUUCACAUAGUUUAGUUUUCUUAGACCAAACUCUUGUAUAUGAUGACCAUAUUAUCCUGAGGUGAGAGAACCAGCCAGUUAGCGCAUUGUGUACAUAAAUAUGAUGCCAAAUAAGAUGAUGAACUUGAUAUUUGAAACGAUUAUGAACACUUUUUGACAUUUUGUUGGCUGGGAAGCUUCACUCAUUAAAGUAUCAAUGUGAUGAAUAUUGUGAUGCAAAGUUAAAUGUUUAUAUAAAUCUGAAGUUUCAUUUUCUGUGUUAUGAUAAGCGCAGAAUUCCUG
Procambarus clarkii (red swamp crayfish) is the source of this 1197-nucleotide messenger RNA. The record is from RefSeq and is a predicted model, not a curated record. Lineage: Eukaryota; Metazoa; Arthropoda; Malacostraca; Decapoda; Cambaridae.